Messenger RNA from Cheilinus undulatus (humphead wrasse), 2235 nucleotides. Its product is annotated as G-protein coupled receptor 4-like. Bases 145 to 1101 code for a protein of 318 amino acids. Gene Ontology annotation, cellular component: membrane. NCBI's taxonomy places the organism in Eukaryota, Metazoa, Chordata, Actinopteri, Labriformes, Labridae. The transcript is spliced from 4 exons. Gene Ontology annotation, molecular function: G protein-coupled receptor activity. The record is from RefSeq and is a predicted model, not a curated record. Gene Ontology annotation, biological process: phospholipase C-activating G protein-coupled receptor signaling pathway; positive regulation of Rho protein signal transduction.
ACUCAUUAUUUUCUGACUUCCUUGAAAGAGCAGGGCUAUAUCAUGAGUGAAUGUGAUCACUGACCAUAAUCAGCAAAGACAGUUUGGAUGCAGAGAAACAUCAGACAUCAGUGAAGAGACUUCAUCCAGGUUUCAAGCUGAAGAAUGGCAAACAUCUCUGGUAACACCACCUUCCUGAAUGUGACCACUGACUAUUAUGACUAUUAUGAUGACCCUCUGGAUGAGUAUUAUGACUACACCAUCCCCAUGUAUGCAACCACUGACUAUUAUGAAGACCUUCUGAAGUAUUAUGGCAACCUCUCCUCCAUCAUGCAUGCAGUGACAUGUAUCAUCAUUUCUAUCGGCCUCCCUUUGUUACUCAUGGUCAUCUAUGCUCUCUACUCUCUGGUAAAGAAUGGUCAGGUGGCUCCAAUCUACAUCAUCAACCUUUUCAUAUCAGACCUCAUUCAGUUCUGCUGUAUGAUCGUUGAGGGGUCAGGACCUGAGGGAGAGAUGAUAGAGAACAUUGUGACCUGUAUUUAUGAUUGUGGUCUAUCCACUAGUGUUGGCUUCAUGCUGUGUAUUUCACUGGAAAGAUAUUUGGUCAUCGCCCACCCACUGUGGUACCGCUUCAGACGAACCAUCAGGAUCUCUGUGGCGGUCUGUGUUGUAGUCUGGAUCAUACCUGCCAUCUUGAUUUUUACUGUGGUUCCCUGGGUUUCUUUGGUUGUCACAGACGUCAUCUCCUCCAUCUUCUUCAUCACUCCCCUCCCACUGUUCAUCUUCUUCCUGGUUGGGACCCUCAGAGCUCUCUCUACUUCUGUCUCAGUCCCCUCUGAUGAAAAACGCAGAAUCGUGGCAAUCUUAGUCCUGGUGCUGCUGAUUUAUACUCUGCUGUUCCUGCCUCACAUUAUUGUCCUCACUGCAGGAACAUACAUCCAUGAUUUCACUGUAAUUGUCCUGUCCGACAUGUUUCUAAGGCUGAGUCCACUUGCAGACUUACUUCUGUUUGUUUUCAUCAAAAAAGAGACCUUUGGGAAGCUUUGGUCCUCUGUGCACUGUUGCAGAAAGGAGAACCAUGACACCAACAACACCAACACAAUCAGUCUAGACCAUAUAUAGACCAGUCGUUAUCAGUUAGGGGGGCGGAGCCAAAAAGUAGCUGAUUGAGCUGUUUUCAGAAGGUCACAAAUAUGGGGGCCAGAAGUUCUGGAUGUCUGAGUGAGCCCAUGUUUCUAUUUGAUUGACUCCAUUUUCCCAUAAUAAGGAGUAAAUUUAGGUUGUUUCCCAAAGAUCUCAACUAUUUCUCUCCUUUGUCAGGAUGACAAACCUGAGUUUCCCAAGAUAACAAGGUCAUUCCUCCAGAAAUAUCCCAAACUUCCCUUUUCAUGUGAAAGUGGAGUAAAGUGACUUGAAUGCAUGCUUGUCCUCUGCUCCAACCAUUCUUUCUAGGGGUGGGUAAAAAUAUUGAGUAAUCGAUGCAUUGCAAUAUUUCCUCCCCAAUUCAGUAUUGAUUCACCAAAUCCCCUGAAUCGAUUCACCUCCUGGCCAGUGGGGGUCGCUGUGCAUGUGAUCCGCAUUGUAUGGACGGAGGCCGCACACGACCAACCAUAACCAUGUUAUGUGAGGUUUAUCACAAUUUCCAAGAGGAAAAAAAUAUUAUUUAAGUUUACAUGCACUUUACUUUUCAGUGUUUAUACAGAACUGUCAUGUUUUUUACUUUUGUACUUCAUUUACAGAAAUAAGUUAUCAUUGUGCAAAUUUUUAUGUUCAGAUGUUUUAUUGCUCAAAAAUGUGAGGUGACUUACCACAUAUGUUCACAUGGUCAUGAAAAUAAUUAUUAAAAAAUUGUCAACAGGUUAUUUGUGUUUUUCUACUUCUUACUGAGUCGACAUCAUAGCAUUUAAAUCAACAUCGAAUCGAAUCGAAUCGAUUUUGAAUUGAAUCGCAACCUGAAGAAUCGAAAUCGAAUUGAAUCGUGAGGUUCUGAACAAUACCCAGCCCUAAUUCUUUCAAACAUCUUUGUUUUGUGCUGUCUUGCUGUUCAGUGGUGUUUUGUUCCUCCUAAACUGCAACAUCUUUUUAUUCAGUACAUUUGAGUGGUUGAACAUUAGUCUAAAUGUGGACCAGGAUUCUCAUGAAGAAGGUAGGGGAGUGUCCUGAGGAUUAAGAAAAGAGGAAACACGCCACAAAUGUUCUCCCUAAACAUUAUUUGUUAAGCUGUGCAUUUAAUACAUAGAAAUGAAUAUUAAAACA